GGUAAGCUGGGAUGAAGUGAGAGAGUGGCAUGGACAUAUAUAUACUACCAAACGUAAAAUAGAUAGCUAGUGGGAAGUAGCCGCAUAGCACAGGGAGAACAACUCAUUGCUUUGUGACCACCUAGAGCGGUGGGAUAUGGAGGAUGGGAGGGAGACGCAAGAGGGAGGGGACAUGGGGAUAUAUGUAUACAUAUAGCUGAUUCACUUUGUUAUACAGCAGAAACUAGCACAACAUUGUUAAGCAAUUAUACUCCAAUAAAGAUGUUUAAAAAAAAAGUGAAGAUUCUAAAAAAAAAAAAAAAAAAGUUUUAAUUCCCCUCCAAAAUUAAUCUAUAGAACAGAUGCAAUUCCCUUCAAAAUCCCAUCAAGAUUUCUCACAAAACUUGAAAAACUGAUUUUAAGAUUUAUAUGGGGGACUUCCCUGGUGGCACACUGGCUAAGAAUCCGCCUACCAAUGCAGGGGACAUGGGAUCGAUCCCUGGUCUGGGAAAAUCCCACAUGCUGUGGAGCAACUAAGCCUGUACACCACAACCACUAAGCCUGCGCUCUAGAACCCACAGGCCACAACUACUGAGCCCACGUGCCACAACUACUGAGCCCACGUGCCACAACUACUGAAGCCCUCAUGCCUAGAGCCCGUGCUCCGCAACAAGAGAAGCCACUGCAAUGAGAAGCCCGCGCACUUCAACGAGGAGUAGCCCCUGCUCACCGCAACUACUGAGUGCCCAUGUACAGCAACGAAGACGCAACACAGCCGAUUUACAUGGAAAAGAAAUGGUCAAAAAUAGCCAAGGAACUGCUAUAGAAGAAAAACGGGUGACUGAGUAGGGGGGCUGAGAAACUUGACUUAACCAGAUAUCAAGUUAUUUUAAAGUUGUAAUAAUAAUACUGUAGAUUUGGCAGUGGAAUAGAGAGUUCAGAAAGAGACCUACACAUGUAUAGAAACCUAAUAUACUGCAGAGAUGGCACUGCAGAUUAGUGGAGACAAGAUGAAUUAUUCAAGAAAUAUAUAAGGACAUAAAAAAACAUAUAUCAUGAAGAACCUAGGGGCAAGACGGGAAUAAAGACACAGACCUACUAGAGAAUGGACUUGAGGACACGGGGAGGGGGAAGGGUAAGCUGGGACAAAGUGAGAGAGUGGCAUGGACAUAUAUACACUACCAAAUGUAAAAUAGCUAGUGGGAAGCAGCCGCAUAGCACAGGGAGAUCAGCUCGGUGGUUUGUGACCACCUAGAGGGGUGGGAUAGGGAGUGUGGGAGGGAGGGAGACACAAGUGGGAAGAGAUAUGGGGAUAUAUGUAUAUGUAUAACUGAUUCACUUUGUUAUGAAGCAGAAACUAACACACCACUGUAAAGCAACUAUCCUCCAAUAAAGAUGUUAAAAAAUAUAUAUAUAUAUAAGGACAUUUGGAAAAAGUUAAAAUUUCUUUCUCACACACAAGAUUCUAGAUGAAUUAAAAAUUUAAAUGUGAAAGUCAAAACACUUAAACUUUUAGAAUAUAUAGAAGUAUGUUAAUGAUCUCAGGGUUUGGAAGGAUUUCCAAAUAACAUAAAUACUAACCAUAAAAAGCAAAAAAAAAAAAAAAUUUAAACAUUAAAAUUAAGGAGUUUAGUUCACCAGAAGACACCAUGAAGCGGUUCAAAAGAUAAGAAAUGUGAGAAAAAUACAAUAUUUUAAACAUAUACAACUAACAAAGAAUUAAUAUCCAGCAUACAUAAAGAACUCCCAUGAAUCAACAAGAAAAACCCAAACAAUCUGAUAGAGAAAUAAACAAAUUUUUCUUUAAAAGGCAUUUUACUUAAGCAUAUGAAAAGGCAUCCAACGUCUUUGGUAAUUAGAGAAAUAAACAUUAAAAGCACAAUAAGAUACCCAAGUGUUAACUAGUAAGAACUAGUUAGAGCAGUAAGAACUCUCAUACCCUGCAGGUGGGAGUUUAAAUUGGUUACUACUACUCUGUAACCAUUUUGGCAUUAAUGAAGCUGAAAUGUACAUACUCCAAGACCCAGCAAUUCCAUAACCAGAAAUAUACCCUAGAAAAACUAUUGCACAUAUAUACCAGAAGACAUAUACAAGAACGUAUUCUCUUACUCUACGGGGUCAACAUUACAAAUUAACUCUGAAAUGUUUAAUUAAAAAUCAUACAACAUACUCAUUAUCCAAAAUUAACAUUUAUGGAGCACAUAAAUAUUCUCUUCAUGGACUUCUUAUUCAUAAUUGCUAAACGCAUUAAUAAAUAUCAGUAAUACCUUUUUGUAAAUAUAGAGAUAAAACACACCUGACAGGUCAAUUUUAGAUAUAACAUGAAUGACUUUUUGUUCAUACUGACAGGCAUAUAUACUUUAAACACCAAAGACUAUUCCAAGCAUUUAUGGGAAAAAAUUCUUUCUGAAGAUUAUUUCAACUUAAUCAGGAUUAAAUGUAUUUAAACUUUGGCCCUUAUUAUCCUGAGUGAAAGAAAUAACUUUAGUUUUAAUAUUUUACUUAAUCAGAAAAUAAACAGAAGGGAACAAUAUGAAUAAACAAGAAUAUGGAGAGCCUGAUGUCCUGUGGUCUUCCUUAAUAACAACCCAUUUUCAAGAGACUAUAAUCUCCUCAACAGAAGCUUUCUACCAAGGAUCUUAAUCAGAUUCUGAGAAAAUUUACACUCAAAAUAAACAAUAUGCCACUAAAACCCAAACAGUGUAAGUAUUAGCAGCUAUACAAAAAGUUAGCUUCUAUCUAAUGAGUCAUUUUUAAAAUGAUGAAAGUCUAAGUCUUUCAAGUGCUUUCUAUUCAAGCUGGAAAAUAUAUAAAGGUAGGAAUCAUUUACAAAGCAGGUUGAGAAAUUUUACUUCAUUUUACACAUCCUUGUUUGACUCCAUGCAAACAUCAAACUAAGAAUGGCAAAAAUGAGUUUCUCUUCCUACAUAUUAAUACUAACUUUUUCCUUGCUUUCUCAAGGUGUUUCGCCUUCAGCCUCCAAGUCAAUAAGAAAUUUAGAAGAUGACAUGGUAUUUAAAACGCUGAGGCUGGCGAAAGGCUUUCAGAAGGAAGAUACUGAAGAAAAAUCAAUUGUUGUUCCUUCCCUGGAGGAAUAUAAAAAUGAUGAGAGCGAUUUCAUGAAUGAUGAGGAAAACAAAAAUUCAAAGAAUGCAGGUUCCAAACACAAUUUCUUAAAUCAUGGUCUGCCACUGAACCUGGCUAUAAAACCUUAUCUUGCACUAAAAGGAUCUGUAGCUCUUCCAGCUGAGAAUGAAGUUCAAAAUACUGAAUCAAUACAAGAAAAGAGAGAAAUUGCGGACGAAGAAAACUCAGCUAAAUUUCCUAUAGGAAGGAGAGAUUUUGACAGUGAGUAGUCUUUUUAAAAUU
Molecule: messenger RNA, 3348 nt
Organism: Physeter macrocephalus (sperm whale)
Lineage: Eukaryota; Metazoa; Chordata; Mammalia; Artiodactyla; Physeteridae
Gene: PMCH
Product: pro-melanin concentrating hormone
Exons: 2
Coding region: 2880-3335 (151 amino acids)
Biological process (GO): chemical synaptic transmission; behavior
Molecular function (GO): type 1 melanin-concentrating hormone receptor binding; melanin-concentrating hormone activity
Source: RefSeq, a predicted model, not a curated record